AUGAGUGCACCAGUUUCUAGCAAGUUGACCCCCAAGCAGGAGCAGAAAUUGAAAGAGUUCAAAAUACGAGUUAAAGAUAUCCUGGUUAAACCCGAACAUGAUGAUCAUUACUGUAUAAGAUGGCUGAUAGCCAGGAAUUUUGAUGUGAAUAAAACGGAGCUUAUGAUAAGAAAUGUUAUGGAGAAAUACUACCCGGGUGGAAUUGUGGGGGAAGACAAUGACGGAAACCCGGUGAUGAUUGAUAAUAUCGGAAAAAUUGAUGCAAAAGGAUUGUUGAGGUCUGUCAAAUCAAAAGAUAUCACACUAAGUAAGAUGCAGGAGAUGGAACACAUUUGCCAAGAGCUUUUCCCGGCUAUGAGUAAAAAGUAUGGUAAACACAUAUACGGAUUAACUUAUAUAAUGGAUUUAGAAGGAUUAGGAACGAAACAUUUAUGGAAACCGGGUUUGGAUAUGUUCAAUCUGGAAAAUACAUUACUCCAAGACAAUUACCCUGAAUGUCUAAAAGUCAUCUAUAUAGUCAGAGCACCGAAGAUAUUUCCCGUUAUCUACUCGUUGGUUGAACCAUUCCUUGAUGACAAGAUGCGUAAGAAGAUCCACGUUCUUGGGCAAAACUUUCAAUCAACACUGCUAAAGACUAUCCCAGCAGAAAGUCUUCCUGUUCAUUGGGGAGGCACCAUGACUGAUCCCAAGACAGGUGACCCCACAUGUCCGAGUUUGAUCAACCCAGGGGGGUCUGUCCCCGAAAAGUACUAUAACCAGGAACCCCCAGUACCAGAAGAUAAGCGUCUUAGAGUCGAAAUUGUCAAGAAGAAGUUUGACUUGACGUUUGAAGUUAUAAAGAAGGACAGUAUAAUUAGGUACGUUUUUAAGACUGAAGAGGGCGAUAUUGGCAUGACUGCAUACCUGCAGACGAAGUCAAUGACUAUGGUGAAAGAACUGGAACGAUAUAAUAGUCAUCUAGUGUACGAAGACGGAAGUUUAGAUUGUCCACAAGUUGGAACAUAUAUCUUAAGAUUUGACAAUAGUCAUUCGUGGAUGAAGAAUAAAACCUUACAUUAUUUUGCCGAAGUAAUCGAGCCGGAUGCCCUGCUGGAUGAACUGUCUACUGAUUUAUAA
Saccoglossus kowalevskii is the source of this 1116-nucleotide messenger RNA. Its product is annotated as SEC14-like protein 2. The record is from RefSeq and is a predicted model, not a curated record. NCBI's taxonomy places the organism in Eukaryota, Metazoa, Hemichordata, Enteropneusta, Harrimaniidae. Gene Ontology annotation, cellular component: cytoplasm.